Carya illinoinensis is the source of this 2281-nucleotide messenger RNA. RefSeq names its product probable methyltransferase PMT6. Gene Ontology annotation, cellular component: endosome; cytoplasm; trans-Golgi network. The transcript is spliced from 7 exons. NCBI's taxonomy places the organism in Eukaryota, Viridiplantae, Streptophyta, Magnoliopsida, Fagales, Juglandaceae. Gene Ontology annotation, molecular function: methyltransferase activity. The record is from RefSeq and is a predicted model, not a curated record. The coding region runs from base 304 to 2106 and encodes 600 amino acids.
ACUCGUUUUAAGAUUCUUAUUCCUAGCUGUGCGGGUGUGUGUGUGUGCGUGUUUGUGUGAGAGGUGCAUCGCUCGCGGAAUUAUGACGGUGUAAACUAAAACAAAAAAAGAUAGGGAUGGUGAUCACUGAUCAGUAGUGGGGUUGUUUCAGCUCUGGCCCUCGGGAUCUUUCUCAGAUUUCUAAUAUGUCGGUACCGUCCGAUUGAAUCCAUUUGUAUUAAGACUGUAUACGAGAAACCCAGUUGAGAUAGAGAUCCAAUUAGCACAGUAGACAAGGCAAAAACAAGGAAGCGAGGCUGAGAAAUGGGUGGGUAUGCGCUGGGUUCGGCGUUCGAUUCGAGAUCGGGGCGAUUGAUCAUGGUGGCUCUGCUAUUAAUGUUGGGCUCCUUCUACACUGGCACCCUCUUCGGUAACAAUGCCCCCAUUUACGUCUCCCAGCUCCCGGCCAAGUCUUCUUCUGUUUCAUCCACUGGCAUUUCUGAAUUUACGAACGUAGUUGCUCUCACUAAUAGAAAAACACCACUUUUGAUCCCUGAAACUGGGAUGAAUGUGUGCCCAUUGACGUUCAAUGAGUAUAUUCCCUGCCAUGAUGUUUCUUAUGUGAGGAAUUUGCUCCCUAAUCUGGAUGUUUCUAGGAAAGAGGAACUAGAGAGGCACUGCCCUCCACCUGAGAAUCGAUUGUUUUGCUUGAUUCCACCACCAGAAGAUUAUAAGUUAUCAAUAAAAUGGCCAAUCAGCAGGGAUUAUGUCUGGCGAAGCAAUGUGAAUCAUACACAUCUUGCGGAAGUCAAGGGAGGACAAAAUUGGGUGCAUGAGAAGAAUCAGCUCUGGUGGUUCCCAGGUGGUGGUACGCAUUUCAAACAUGGGGCAGCUGAGUAUAUUCAAAGGUUAGGAAAUAUGAUUACAAACAAGGCAGGUGAUCUUCGUUCGGCAGGGGUUGUUCAAGUUUUGGAUGUUGGUUGUGGGGUUGCUAGCUUUUCUGCUUACCUCCUUCCCUUGGAUAUACAAACAAUGUCUUUUGCUCCAAAAGAUGGGCAUGAGAAUCAGAUUCAAUUUGCAUUAGAGAGAGGAAUUAGUGCAAUGAUUUCUGCUUUAGCCACAAAACAACUACCAUAUCCCAGUAGCUCCUUUGAGAUGGUUCACUGUUCAAGGUGUCGUGUUGAUUGGCAUGAGAAUGAUGGUAUUUUACUCAAAGAAGUGAAUCGCCUUCUGCGAUCUAAUGGGUACUUUGUCUAUUCGGCUCCACCUGCAUAUAGAAAGGAUAAAGAUUAUCCAUUGAUCUGGAAUAAAUUGGUAAAUCUGACUUCGGCAAUGUGCUGGAGACUCAUUGCCCAAAAAGUUCAGACAGCAAUCUGGAUUAAACCAGAAAAUCAGACAUGCCUUCUGGAAAGUGCAGAGCAGAAGCGGUUGGACAUAUGCGAUGCUGGUGAUGAUACUAAACCAUCAUGGAAUAUGCCCCUGAGGAACUGUGUACAAGUAAGAAGUGCACAAAAAAAACUUCAGACACUCCAGACUAGGGCAGAUCGUCUUUCAGUAUAUUCAGAGAGUCUCAGUAGAAUAGAUAUUAGUGAAAAGGAAUUUACUUCAGACACUCUGUUUUGGCAAGAUCAAGUUCGCCGCUACUGGAGCUUAAUGAAUAUCAGUAAGACAGAUAUACGAAAUAUAAUGGACAUGAAUGCUUUCUGUGGUGGAUUUGCUGUGGCUUUGAACACCAUGCCUGUUUGGGUAAUGAAUAUAGUUCCAAUAAGCAUGAAGAAUACCUUGUCGGCUAUUUAUGAACGAGGACUAAGUGGUGCUUUCCAUGAUUGGUGUGAACCAUUCUCAACUUAUCCCCGCACAUACGAUCUGUUGCAUGCCAACCAUAUCUUCUCUCACUAUGAAAACCAUGGAGAAGGCUGCUUAUUGGAGGAUAUCAUGCUGGAGAUGGACCGUAUAAUCCGACCCCAGGGGUUUAUUAUUAUUAGAGACGAGGAAGCUAUGAUAUCAAGGAUCCGAGAUGUAGCUCCCAAAUUUCUAUGGGAGGUUAAAUCGCAUCCAGCAGAAAACAAAGAAAAGAAGAUGGAAACAGUGUUAAUUUGCAGAAAGAUCUUUUGGGCCAUCAUCUAAGAUGUAGCUGCCUGUAGAGAUUUGCCAUUACAAACUAACAAAUAUGUAGGUAUUCUGUAUGAUGACACAAUUCAUUUGUUUGUAUCUGCUUUUAGAAGGAAGCGAGGUCACGUCUAAACUGUUUAUUGCUUAGCAAUCGAUUCUGGUGUACACUAUAAAGAGAGACUUGCGCCUA